AUGCCACAUUUGAAGCUUAGAGACGGAGCUGAGCUCUUCUAUAAAGACUGGGGCAAUUCCAAUGGCUCCAUCGUCACAUUUUCCCAUGGCUGGCCUCUGAGCAGUGACAGCUGGGAGAAUCAAAUGUUCUAUUUAGCCGAUCAAGGAUAUCGUGUCAUUGCGCACGAUCGCCGUGGUCAUGGGCGAUCGACACAGACCUGGGACGGAAACAACAUGGAUACCUUUGUCGAUGAUCUCGAGGAGCUGUUUUCAUACCUCCGGGUUAAAGAUGCAGUGAUGGUUGGCCACUCUCAUGGGGGUGGAGAAGUCGCACAUUACCUUGGAAAGCACGGCACAGGCCGAUUCAAGAAAGCCGUUCUGGUCGGAGCUGUGCCACCUCUAAUGUUGAAGACCAGUUCCAACCCCGAGGGAACAGAGAAAUCUGUAUUUGAUACGUUUCGACAGGCCAUGCGAAAGGAUCGCGCGCAGUUCUUUUUGGAUGUCCCCAGUGGGCCUUUCUUUGGUUUUAACCGAGCUGGUGCAGAGAAAAGUGAAGGACAGAUUCGUAGCUGGUGGCAGCAGGGGAUGAACACCAGUUUCAAGUCUGCGUAUGACUCGAUUAAGGACUUUUCGGAAACAGACUUCACAGAGGACCUGAAGAAGAUCAAUAUUCCCGUAUUGGUUCUUCAUGGCGAUGAUGAUCAGGUUGUUCCCAUUGAGGCUGCUGGAUUGAAGUCAUCGAAACUUCUACCCCAAGGAAAGCUGAGGAUUUACAAAGGCGGAUCUCACGCUAUUCACAACAUUAAUGUUGAGGAAGUCAACAAAGAUCUGCUUGACUUCAUCAAAUCUUGA
Penicillium angulare is the source of this 831-nucleotide messenger RNA. Its product is annotated as alpha/beta fold hydrolase. Gene Ontology annotation, molecular function: catalytic activity. Bases 1 to 831 code for a protein of 276 amino acids. The record is from RefSeq and is a predicted model, not a curated record. The transcript has a single exon. Lineage: Eukaryota; Fungi; Ascomycota; Eurotiomycetes; Eurotiales; Aspergillaceae.